ACGUAGAGGAAGAAGAGGAGAAAGAGGAGGAAGGAGCCGGAAGCAUGCAUCUGUCAGGUCGGUAACAUAAACAGUCCAACACUUUGAAUGGAACAAAACAAGACCUGCUGCUCGGACCAGAGACUGUAUGACUGUUUGAGACAGCAGCAUGGACCCGCCAGACUCUGGAGGACUGGAUGCUGCCGGUCCCGGCUCGGAGCAGAGUCCCAAACCCGAGCUCUCUGCAGCGAUGCGGGCUAAAAUCGAGCGGAACCGGCAGCGGGCGUUGAUGCUUCGGCAAGCCCGACUAGCGAGCCGCCCUUUGUCCGCCGCGGAGGGCGCAACCACGGCUAAAGUGUCCAAGACCAUCGACUCCGGGGCCGGCUUCUUCAUCGAGGAGGAGGAGGAUGGAGAGGAAGAGCAGAGGACCAGGAAGGUUGUGCAUCAGCCAGCUCCAGUGAUUGAGCCAGAGUACCUGGUCUGCGAUGACUGUCAGAAACCCUUUAUGGACUCGUACCUCAGCAACAGCUUUGACCUGUGUGUCUGUGACAAGUGCAGGGACAAUGAGGUGAAACAUAAGCUGAUCUCCAGAACUGAAGCCAAGCAGCAUUACCUGCUGAAGGACUGUGACCUGGACAAGAGAGAACCUCCACUCAGGUUUAUUCUGAAGAAAAACCCUCACAACCCACGCUGGGGAGACAUGAAGCUCUACCUCAAAGUACAGGUGGAGAAGAGAUGUAUGGAGGUGUGGGGUUCAGAGGAGGCUCUAGAGGAGGCCAAAGAGACGAGAGAAGAGAACAGAGAGGUGCAGAAACAAAAACGUUUCAACAAGAAGGUCAAAGAGCUGCGCAGGGCGGUGAGGAGCAGCAUGUGGACCAAAGACACCAGCGUUCACCAACAUCAGUAUGGACCAGAGGAGGUGGUGGAUCCCGAGGAGGACCUCUACAAGAAAACCUGCACCACCUGUGGACAUGAACUCACCUACGAGAAGAUGUAGCAACACACGCCAACACUGACUGUUACAGGUUUAGCCUUUCAUAAACCCUCUCUCCCGUAAGCUGUCUUUCUAUGGCAUUUGUUUUUCUAUUUAAUUAAUAAAACACUCCGUCUUGAUCACACACAAGGGGCCAUAUCACUCUCCAUUUAACACACAAAGACUUUCAGUCUGUCAGAAGUCUUGUCUAUUUUAAACAGCCGUUGACCUCAACUUAACUCUCACUGUAUAUUUUUAGAAAUAACUGCAGAUUUCCCCUCUGGUCCACUGCCUAAUGCUACACUUCCUGUUUCUUUUGUAGCGCAUAGAUUCAGUCUUGCUGUGGGGAAGUCAAAUAUUGAAACUUAAAAACACUGUCUUGUGUGAAGUAAAAAUGUGAAUUUUGAGAAGGAAGUUUAUGUUUUUGGACACACGUCUGUGGCUGAAUCCAAAUGCAGGCGAAGUCCUCGCAGAUUUCAGUCAUAUGUACCACGAUGUGUUCACGGUCAUUAAGUCGAAACAUUAAAAGAUCACUCAUUUCACUUGAUGAUAAAAGGACUGGUGCUAUGGGUUUGCUCAGGAGUUAUUCUGAUUUCCUCACUGAUCAGAAUGAGAUUUAAUGUGUUAAAUGUGUCAAAAAACAUUUUGUAACAUGAAUUGAAUAAAUCAUGGACAGAUUCUAUUAAACAGUGUGAUUAUGCUUC
Messenger RNA from Larimichthys crocea (large yellow croaker), 1656 nucleotides. RefSeq names its product xeroderma pigmentosum, complementation group A (gene xpa). Gene Ontology annotation, biological process: nucleotide-excision repair, DNA damage recognition; nucleotide-excision repair involved in interstrand cross-link repair; base-excision repair. Lineage: Eukaryota; Metazoa; Chordata; Actinopteri; Sciaenidae. Gene Ontology annotation, cellular component: nucleotide-excision repair factor 1 complex. The transcript is spliced from 5 exons. The record is from RefSeq and is a predicted model, not a curated record. The coding region runs from base 149 to 976 and encodes 275 amino acids. Gene Ontology annotation, molecular function: damaged DNA binding.